GUAUAAAAUCAUUUUUAUUUUUAACUGAUAGAAUGUGUAGUUUCACUCUAAUAAAAACAUGUAUUGUUAUUGUACCCUUUUUGUCAAUGCUUUGGAAAGGACCCUAGUUAGCGGGAAUGCAAUAGUGAUUCAUAUAAAGCCCUAAAAGCGAGCAAAUGAAUACACACCGCUCCUUCUUUUUCGUUUUUUUCCUGCAUCGUUCUAUACGAUAACAAAUUUAUAUAAAGUCAAUGUCGUCCAUAGCGGCAAAGUCUAUCAUCACACAACAUGCCACAAGGACCAAAAAGUAUUUUACAGAAUUGCCUUCUCUAAAAGUACUUUCGCGACCUCCGCAAAAUGAUCAAUCCGAAGUGACAGUCUAUGUGAAGGGCUUUCUAGCAGAAGGUGAUUCACCAGACAACUUUAACGACUGGAUGCAUUCCCAUCGCUUGCUCGUACUCAGUUCAUCCCAUCGGUGGUCACCAGAUUGUUUUCGACAAAGCUAUUCAUGGCCCUCAGGUACUUCCAACCAUUACAUUCCUAUCCCAAUUGCCUCUUUAACUUCCACGGCAUUUUUCUUGGCCAAAAAUUCCAAACGACUCAAAACACUCAGGUUUUUUCCAACCCCGGCUUCCAUAGCAGGUGCGCUUGCCAUUGAUGCAGGACUUCAUGCUGCGCGAUUGGCAUAUCAAUUUAAUACCGCUACUCAGGAAAGUCAGGAUCGUGCAGAAAUGUUGGCUUGGCGAUUAUUACAAUUAAGAAAGAAAUAUGAUUAUUUGAGAAUUGUUGGGCAUUCUUUAGGUUGUCGACAUAUCGUAGAAGCUUGUUCCUUGAUGCAACCAGAUGAAAGACCAGACUCAGUUCAUUUGUGUGCUCCUGCUUUGGUUUUAUCGGAUAUAGCAGAUCAAAUACGAAAACCAAAUGCCUCCAAUAGUAAUGAUCGUAGUGGUAGUCAUGGCAACAGUAUCAGUAGGGAAGAUAGUGACGGUAGUAAUGGAGGUGGCGGCUUGGGUAGAAAGCAAACCUUGAUCUAUUAUUCACACAAAGAUAUUACCCUGGGCAUUCUGCUACGGAUUUUAUUGAAAGGGGAACAGGUCGUUGGUGAAAUCGGACUUCAUGACCAGCAGCAGCAGUUCUCUCUUCUGCCGGAAGAAGUAGGAUCAUUCAAGGACAAAAAAGAUUGGCUUGAUCCGACCGUCAAAGCCAUCGAUGUCAGUUCAUCUUUGGGCGGAUUCUAUAUAGGUGCACACACGGAUUAUGCUAAUAAAUUUCACUAUUUUGCACAGCCUUUUUGAAAAAAGAAAGAAUCAAGGCUAGAUUCUCCGUUAGCUCCAAUGGAUUGACAAGGGGUAGGCUAUGUUUCAGUCAAAAGAGAACCGCGCGAGAGACAGACAACAGAUCUUCAAAAUGCGUAUGCUUUUUUUCAUUGAUUUUUUAUUUCAUUUUUUCGGGACAGAAAUGUU
This is a messenger RNA of Mycotypha africana, 1442 nucleotides long. RefSeq lists its product as uncharacterized. The transcript is spliced from 3 exons. Lineage: Eukaryota; Fungi; Mucoromycota; Mucoromycetes; Mucorales; Mycotyphaceae. The record is from RefSeq and is a predicted model, not a curated record. The coding region runs from base 231 to 1274 and encodes 347 amino acids.